UAUAACCCUUCCUUAGAAAUACUUCCUGGAAAGGAGGAUACGAACCCGGCCCUAGAAGGGUGGCCUAGAAAUUUUCUUAAGAGAAAUUCGUCUCAAAAUAUUCAAGAACUGAUUUUCAAACACAUUCAACCUAAAUAAAAAAUAAAAAUAAAAUAAAAAGACUACAUGCGGUCCGAUGGUAAAGCAUGUUUCCUAUGUUAAUUAGUGGAAUAAAUCUGAAAAUGGUAACCAGCGCGUAACCGGAAAAUGACCGGAGGUGAUAGAAGAGGUGCUCGGAGUAGAAUCAAGUCCAAUGAAGACGAUUCUAUCGGAAAGAUUAAACCGAACUUGAAGCUCUGCCGGGGGAGGAGUAGAGCUGACGGUAGCGCACUUCAAAUUCUCACCGCCAAUCUCAAAGUCGUGCUAGGUUUCAGCAUUUUAGCGUUCUUAAUCAUCUUCUUCACCAUCCAACAUCUGAUGAAUCAAGCGGAAGAAGUUCAGACGGCUAGGGUUGUCACUCCGUUUCCUGCUCCCAAAAUCAUGGACCUGCCUCAGUUUCAAGGCGAGCACAAAGAGAGCAUGUACUGGGUACUAACCUCCAGGUAUCCAGCAUUUGGCCUAACUAAUUGGGAAUCGACCCGCGUCAGACUGCAUAAGGGCAGCAUGUACUGGGGAAUCUAUCGUCCUUAUGUUUAUUUUGGAAUCCGCUCAAGGACUCCUCGCUCUUUAAUUGCUGGAUUGAUGUGGAUUGCAAGAUAUGGGUGGACACAGCAUAAUGGACGUGAUUUUGGACAUCAACUGCUGGUUGACCAGGACAUGACCCUGGAAACAAGUUUCUUGAAAUCUAAAGGGGAUGGCAGUGGCUAUGGAGGUGAUUGGGCAGUAAGGAUUGAUGUGCAAAACAUAGUCAAUGUCUUGAAGAAAAAUAAAUUCACAGCCAAUGAAAGCAAUGAAAUCACUUCCUUCCUAGAACAGGCUUCUGUUCGCCUUGAAGCUCUGUCUUCUGGUUUGGAUGAUUAUCCCCAUGCAUCACAGCCCAGUGAAGAUGAACGUCACUUGGAUCUUAGAUGCUGGAUCCUUCUUGCAGCUGAUUGCAUGGGUUCCAUUGGGAAGUUAUUUGAGAUGGAAAAGACAUCUGCAGAGGAAAUAAUCAUCCAAGGAGAGAGCUCAUCCAGGAAGUAUCAGAGACCAGAGCCGAAACUGGUUCCUCAUAUUGGAUAUGUCAGCCUUUUCCCCUUCAUGGCAAGAAUUAUUCCACCUGAAUCCUGGAUUCUGGGAAAGCAGCUUGACCUCAUCUCAAACAAGAGCAUCUUGUGGACAGCUUAUGGACUCCGUUCUCUUUCCAAAACAAGCACGCUGUACAUGAAGCGCAACACUGAGCAUGACCCCCCAUACUGGAGAGAUCCAAUUUGGAUGAACGUGAACUACAUGAUUCUUUCUGCUCUCAAGCAUUGCUCAUUAGUGAAUGGACCAUACAGAGAAAGAGCCAAAACCAUCUAUGAUGGCUUGAGGAGCAAUUUGAUUAGAAACGUGGUUCAGAACUAUUACCAAAAUGUGCUCUGUGGGAACAAUAUGAUCAGAAGCAGGGAAAGGGAAAAGGUGCUCGACUGUUUACUGGCUGGACGUCACCUCUGCUAUUGAUCAUAGCAGAAGCUUAUAGUGAAAGUUAGGACAUUCAAGUUAAUAAUACUUGCCAUGAGAA
Messenger RNA from Rubroshorea leprosula, 1681 nucleotides. The record is from the annotation of a GenBank genome assembly. NCBI's taxonomy places the organism in Eukaryota, Viridiplantae, Streptophyta, Magnoliopsida, Malvales, Dipterocarpaceae.